CCCAAAUCCCUAAAAAGAGGGUUACUACUGCUACUUCUCCCCUUCUUCUCUCGUCUCUAAAUAUUUCUGGAAGCAGCAGCAUUCAACUGUACUGCAGAUUCGAUCGAAGUUUAUUAGAUCCGAGAUUUUCCUCCCUAUAUAUUUUUAUAAAACUAAGAAAAAAGUUUCGAUUUCUUUAAGCGCAGUUCGUGUUUGAAUCCGCUUGAAAUUAGAAAAACAAAAAAACAUAUUCUUUAGGGUUUUGGUUUAGUUUCGACUGUGGGUGUUGGAUUAAUAUAUAUAUAAAUAUGGAUAAGAAGAAGGUCGCCGUUCCACUUGUCUGCCAUGGCCAUUCAAGACCUGUUGUUGAUUUGUUCUACAGUCCAAUUACCCCUGAUGGUUUCUUCCUCAUCAGCGCCAGUAAAGAUUCACAUCCAAUGUUGAGAAACGGGGAGACUGGAGACUGGAUUGGUACCUUUGAAGGUCAUAAAGGUGCGGUGUGGAGUUCUUGCCUCGACAACAACGCUCUACGUGCUGCUUCUGCUUCUGCUGAUUUUUCAGCGAAACUCUGGGAUGCGUUAACAGGAGAUGUGCUGCAUUCUUUUGAGCACAAGCAUAUUGUUCGAGCGUGUGCUUUCUCUGAGGAUACAAAAUUGCUGAUCACUGGAGGAUUUGAGAAGAUUCUUCGUGUAUUUGAUUUGAACCGGUUGGAUGCACCUCCCACAGAGGUCGAUAAAUCCCCUGGAUCCAUCAGAACUCUCACAUGGCUUCACAGUGAUCAAACUAUAUUAAGUUCUUGCACUGAUAUUGGUGGCGUGAGGUUAUGGGAUGUUAGGAGUGGGAAGAUUGUGCAGACACUGGAAACAAAGUCUCCUGUCACCAGUGCUGAAGUGAGCCAAGAUGGACGAUACAUUACUACUGCUGAUGGGUCAACUGUUAAAUUCUGGGACGCUAACCAUUUUGGACUGGUGAAGAGUUAUGACAUGCCAUGCAAUAUUGAGUCUGCAUCUCUGGAGCCUAAAUCUGGUGAAAAGUUUGUAGCUGGCGGUGAGGAUAUGUGGGUCCGAAUGUUUGAUUUCUACACCGGAGAGGAGAUUGGAUGCAACAAGGGGCAUCAUGGUCCGGUACACUGCGUGAGGUUUUCACCGACGGGUGAGUCGUACGCCUCGGGGUCUGAAGACGGGACCAUCAGGAUCUGGCAGACGACACCAAAUCAUAGUGUGGAUGAAGUGGCUAAGAAGAUUGAAGGCUUUCACAUCAACAAAGAAGGCAAACCCGCAGAGAAAGUUUCUGAUGCUUAGGCAGAAGAACACGGAAAAGCCUUUUUCUCUUAGUUCUUGAUGCGCUAUGUUUCGUGUGUGUUUGUGUUUCCUGACUGAAUAUACAGAGAAAAAGAAAAACACAAGGACCGGACCUUUCCUUAUCUUUUAGUUUUUCUUGGAUCUUUUUCGUUAUUAUAUAAAAACUUGGGACUUGUUGUGCAAUUUAUGAAAUAAUUUGACUU
Molecule: messenger RNA, 1483 nt
Organism: Raphanus sativus (radish)
Lineage: Eukaryota; Viridiplantae; Streptophyta; Magnoliopsida; Brassicales; Brassicaceae
Exons: 7
Coding region: 288-1280 (330 amino acids)
Biological process (GO): spliceosomal snRNP assembly
Cellular component (GO): SMN complex
Molecular function (GO): protein binding; RNA binding
Source: RefSeq, a predicted model, not a curated record